AUUGUUUCCAGUAUUUUUUUCAGUAUAGCGGUGAGAUCAUAAGCAAGGGAAUUAAUGUAGGUAUUGAUUUCCACCGUAUGUUUGAUACUAUGAUAGGGCAGCUUGAAAAUAGAUCCCUAGGAUAUGAUGAUUGUCUGCUGAUUAUGGAAAGUGUCCUUGUAAUUGCCGCCUACAUGAAGAGAACAGAUAUUUGUUUACCUCUGUGGUACAAAAUCUUAGUCGGUGGAAUCAAACCGCAGUCUGAUAUAUGUCAAUUAAUUGGAUACCUUAUCCCAAGAAAAACUCGCCGUCAGCUUUAUGCGCUUAUGACGGUAUCUGGAUACAGUCUGCUAGUUUCUUUUGGCCUAUGGAUGGGGCCUGCCGAACAUGAAAUAAGAUGGAAUUGGAGAUUCCGUGAUAACGUCCAAUUUUGCAGAAGGCUGAUUUUGGUAUUUCAUCAUCGGGACAAAGACAAAGAAGCGUAUAAGAGGGAUCGUCGCAUGUGGACAAAUUUGAGACAUGAGUAUCAGAGAAGCCAAAGGAUGAAGAUGCUUUAUGGUGCUAAAUCUCCUACUGCACCGCUGGAUGAAGCAUAUAAGAUAGUGCAGAUUAUAAAAAAAAUGGAUCGUAAACUGUCGAAGCGUGAUUUGGCUCAUGAUGAUGAUGAUCCCGAUGAAAGGGAAGAUUUGGCUCCCAAAGUCCCCGCUCCUCUUGCAUCUGAGGCCAUUGCAAAUUUGUCUGUGAAUGCCAAUGUGGCGAAGGCGGUUGCAGAAGAGGGUGGGGUUGAGAUUCUCACUAGUUUGGCUAGGUCAAUGAACAAACUGGUGGCUGAAGAAGCUGCUGGAGGAUUAUGGAAUCUCUCUGUUGGAGAAGAGCACAAGGGAGUUAUGCGAGAUGGUGGUAUACGCCUCCUUCUUGGCCUUGCAAAAUCAUACAGGGAAGGGCUUCAGUCUGAGGCAGCCAAGGCCAUUGCAAAUUUGUCUGUGAAUGCCAAUGUGGCGAAGGCGAUUGCAGAAGAGGGUGGGAUUGAGAUUCUCACUAGUUUGGCUAGGUCAAUGAACAAACUGGUGGCUGAAGAAGCUGCUGGAGGAUUAUGGAAUCUCUCUGUUGGAGAAGAGCACAAGGGUGCCAUUGCUGAAGCUGGUGGAGUAUUAGCGUUAGUGGAUCUUAUAUUCAAGUGGUCCUCUACUGGAGAUGGAGUUUUAGAACGUGCAGCUGGUGCAUUGGCUAAUUUGGCUGCUGAUGACAAGUGUAGUACAGAGGUUGCACUAUGUUCAGGAGCCACAGGCCUCGAUGAUGAAAAUGCUAGCACCGAUUAAAAUUAGGAAACUUACACUUUGAAUUUUACCCUCCUUGCAAUGUAGAAAGCGAGUAUGUAAAUAGCAAAAAUUAGGGAAGAAAAAAAAAGAAUUUGCAUUCUAGGAUGAAUUUGAUUCCGUCAAAAUUAAUUCGAUUAAGAACUUCAAUUUUUUUUUUUUGAACGUACAAUUCAUCCUUAAUUCGCUUUGUUAUUGGUAGAGUCAUUGCGUCUCUUUUCGGAUUUGCAAUUAACUUUAGGCUACACAUCAUUGGUUUUUCCUUUUUCAGUCAACAACUUAUUUACUUUUAAAACCAUUGCCAUGCAUGAAAAACUUGUAUAUAUUAGCAUGCCCAUUUUGAUUCUCUUUAAGCACUUUCCGCCAAGGAUGACAUGCAUGUUAAGAACGAAACCAGUUUUCAAACUUCAACCAUAUCUAAUAAUUAUGCCUUGUUUUCCUAUAUGCUUUCUUAUUGUUCAAAUUUAAUACUCCAUCCUUUAAUUAUAAGUAAAAGUCUAUUUUUCAGAUUUAUUGAACAACUGAUAUAUUUGGUCUAUAAUAUCAUAUACAUCUAGUGGAGUCAAUAUAUAAAGUCAAAAAUCUCAGUUUUAAAUUCUGAGUCAAUAUAUGGAGUGUGUUAACUUCCUUAUAUAGUGCUUAGCUGAAACUUUAAUAAUUUUACCGUCUCAUCUACUUAAAGUGAAGUGUGUUAACACUUAUUUGUUUUUCUUAACUGAAAGUUAUUCCCCUGAUUUCAUGCCUUAUGAAGCUAAUGAUCAAUAGUGUAAGACUCUCUUUCAUUGUAUUUUCUUUUGAUACUUUCUUCCCCAUAUUUCUGAUAAGCAUAAAUCCUUUAAUAAAGCUCUCUAUUUGUUGCUAUAAGAUAAUUUGGUUUAAGCAGAGGUAAAAUUUCACUGUGAAAGUACCAGUCAUGCUUGGUGGGUUGAUCACUUGGUCCAAUGUUAUUGUACUAUUAGAAAUACAUUGAACUAUUUUCCUCUCAUAACAUGUUUCUUUUCUUUUGGUGAAUAAUAAUAAGAGAGGAGUUUUUGUCAAAAAAUAAAAUAAAAAUAAGAGAGAAGUUAAGAUCCUUUAUUAUUUUGUGUUGUAUUAUAGCAUUUCCUUUUCGGUAGUACAUAGUUUCAUUCAAUAUGAUGUUUUGGGGUUAAGUCAUGUGAUCAUAUAAUAAAUGUUCAUGUAUUUCAUUAUUUUAUAAAUGUCUUGCUUUCAUUUAGUGAAUUUCUUAGGUAGUGUAUGUGAAGUUGAGAAGGUUAUAGAUUGAUCAAGUUCUAAUUUGAUUAGUAUAUCUUGCAAUUUGAUAAUGAGAUUCACCUUGAGCUUUUAUUUUUGCUCUUUGUUUGUGAGUUAUCCUUUGGCCUAAGAAGUCUCCUCCAUUUCUUGUAGCUCUGCCCUUUUUCUUCUGUAAUUUCCCUUUAUUCAUCUAUAAAAUGCAUUCUCUUGCUAGAUAGGAGCAAGUUCCUAUCAGUUAUUCUUGUUUAUAUAAUAUAACAUGGAGUGGAUGAGGACAAUUCCAUAUUUGAAUUGCUUUAAGGGCAUAAUAAUGACUGUGUUUUUUUUUAU
Messenger RNA from Trifolium pratense (red clover), 2858 nucleotides. RefSeq lists its product as uncharacterized. The transcript is spliced from 6 exons. NCBI's taxonomy places the organism in Eukaryota, Viridiplantae, Streptophyta, Magnoliopsida, Fabales, Fabaceae. The record is from RefSeq and is a predicted model, not a curated record. Bases 78 to 1298 code for a protein of 406 amino acids. Gene Ontology annotation, molecular function: protein binding.